Messenger RNA from Closterium sp. Naga37s-1, 1221 nucleotides. The record is from the annotation of a GenBank genome assembly. Lineage: Eukaryota; Viridiplantae; Streptophyta; Zygnematophyceae; Desmidiales; Closteriaceae.
AUGACCGGGCCUGCGGACGAGCCUCGGUGCGUGGCUCGUAACGAGCAUCCUGGCUCGCGAGUUCCGGACUCGGCGAGUUUCUGGGCGCGGCAGCCGCCUGCGCGCGAAGCGGACGACUUGGAUGGGCGGAGUGGUGGCGGAAGGGGGGGAAGGCGGAGGCGGAAGAUCGGGGCUCGAGGCCGCGCGGAGAUGGUGCUGGUGCGCGAUGGUUGGGCGCAGCUGGUGGCUCGUGCGGUGCUGACUGCUGUGCCUGCGCGCCGCGCGCGCCGGAAUGGGUUCGCCGCGCCGCCCUGUAGUGUAGUACUGGCUCGGGAAGAACCUUCCGCGACCUGCGGCGGACUGGAGAGCGCAUGCGACGAGCAGGAGGACGACCGCGACCCUCACGGCUGGCCGCACGGAGGCAACCGCUCGGCGCGCUUAGAGGUGACGGCGAGGGCGGGAGGCGCGCGGCCGCGGCCCGCUGGUGCGCGGCCGUCGCAACGGCCGCCGAUGAGACGGCAGCAGCAACAGACGGAUGAUAAGGACGGACCGCUGAUGAACAGUGAUAUCAGGGUGCCCACGCUGCGGCUGCUGGCAGAGGACCAGGCUCUGCUGGGGAUAGUAUCGAGAGAGGAGGCGCUCUCCAAGGCCCGAGAGGCGGGGCUUGACCUGGUGAUGAUAGCAGCGGAUGCCAAGCCGCCUGUGGCACGAAUCAUGGACUACAGCAAGUUCCGGUACGAGCAGCAGAAGAAGAAGCGCGAGCAGCAGAAGAAGGCUGCUGCCAGCCGCCAGGAGCUCAAGGAACUCAAGAUGCGGUACAACAUUGACACGGGGGACUACAACGUGCGCCUCAAGCAGGCGCUCAAAUUCCUGCACGAUGGCGAUAAGGUGAAGCUGACGGCGCAGUUCAGAGGGCGCGAGAUGGAGUUCAAGGAGCUGGGGGUGAAGCUCUUUGAGAAGUUCCAACACGACGUGGCUGAGCUGGCGAUCGUGGAGUCGAAGGCGCAUCUGGAGGGGCGGUCGAUGCACAUGGUGCUGGCGCCCAACAAGGCCGUGCUGCAGCGCAUGGCUGCCGCCGAGGAAAAGAGCCGGCGGGCGGCGGAAAGGAGCAAGCGCGCCGAGACGCGUGGAGUGGUGUCUGGGAGUGAGAGUGACGGGGGGGAGAGUGCGGGGGAGAGUGAUGGGGAGAGCGAUGGGGAGGAGGUGGUGGAGGUUGUGAAAGAGAAAAGUGGGCGGCAAUAG